UCGCGAUGCUUUGCGAGGUUGGAGCUGGGCCCCACUUCGACCUCGCGCGGCCCGAGGUGCAAGCGGAGAUCCUGAGGUGGCUUCGGGCAGGGCUCAUCCAGCAUGUCUUCCUGGGGGCCCCCUGCAGCCGCUGGUCAGAGGCGCGCAGCGCAGGACGGCCCGGGACGGACGUCGACCGCGCCGGCCUGGCCUGCGCUCGCUUCGCCGCCCGGACCCUCCGAGUGCGCAUGCAGCAGGGCAUCUGCGUCGCGAUCGAGAACCCACGGCGCAGCGGCUCGUGGAGCCGGCCUUCACUUCGAGACGAACUCCGACGAUCAAGUUGCCAGCGCGUCGACUUCGACAUGUGCGCCUACGACACCGCCUGGAGGAAGCCCACCAGACUUGGGGCCAACGCCCCUGGGGCGGAGGCUCUGCGCGCUUAUGCCCUGGAGACCGUCGGCGCGUCAUCCUGGGUGGGGAAGGUCGGGCGCGCUGCCAAACCUUCCCGCUGGCGGACCUCCUUUGCGGGCGCCUGCCCGCCGAAGGUCUGCGUCGCCAUCGCCGAGCUGCUGGGGGGGCUUUCAGACUGGCGGGAUGGCCGACUGCUUGAAGCCGCGGGAGACUACGACACCGGCGCGAGCAGGUGGCGCGUGGCAGUCCCGCAGGCCCCGCAGCGCGCCGUCCUGGGCUGGGAGAAUUGCCCGCGACGCUGGGGCGGACGGGCGCCUAGGGCGGAGCUCUGCGUCCUCGGCGAGGUCGGCGCUUGGAAUCGCGCCCGCCCGCCGGAAGCGGCUGCGGGCUACAUGCCUGGCCGACGCCGCCCCAGGCAUUCUCCGACGGGCGACCAUCACUGCUCGAACGCGGCUCACCUACAACAGGCUUUCAAUUUCGUGAGGCAGUUCGCCGCGGACCGAGGGCCGACGCCACGGACCAUGGACGACUGGGGCCACAUCCGCAACGACCUACUCGAGGUAGAGUUCCGGGCGGUAGCGUCAGCCGCGGUCGGGCGCAUGGCUAUCUACAGCGCGGCGUGGCACCUGGACUGCGCGCCCCGCAGCCCGACCGUCCUCCCGCUGGCGAAGAAAGCGCCGAAGGGUUUCCUGGCCGCCCGCCCGGGCCCCAUGCGAGACCCGCCUGCCUUCGAGGCCGUCUGGGCAGUCGUCGCCUCGUUCAUGAAAGGCGACGCCCCGGCCGUCCGAGCCGCCGGAGACGGUCGUCAGCCAGGCCUUCCGCCCGAAGCCCGGCACGCCGAACAAGACUGGGCCUUGGCGGUGGCCCCUGAGGGCGGGAAGCCGGCCAAGAACAAGCAGUUCGACCAGGGCGUGCGGCUGCUGCGGUUCCUGACGUUGUCCAAGCUGGAGCAGUUGUUCAGGCAGCAUGGCCGCGUCGACGAUGUCAAGAUCUCGCCCCGCAGCCGCCGACGCGCUGGGCCGUCGCAUGACAUGUACUAUAUCAACAGCAGCCCCGACGCUGUGCAGAUGCGAGGCCGGUGGAGCUCGGUCAGCUCCGUCCGCAGGUACGCCAAGCCUGCCGAGCUCUUGCGACAGCUCGGCAAGACGGACCGCAGCACCCAGACAUCGG
Molecule: messenger RNA, 1560 nt
Organism: Prorocentrum cordatum
Lineage: Eukaryota; Dinophyceae; Prorocentrales; Prorocentraceae
Source: the annotation of a GenBank genome assembly